Orbicella faveolata is the source of this 4355-nucleotide messenger RNA. RefSeq lists its product as uncharacterized. The record is from RefSeq and is a predicted model, not a curated record. Lineage: Eukaryota; Metazoa; Cnidaria; Anthozoa; Scleractinia; Merulinidae.
AAAGCAGAAUUCCAGAUUGUUCAAAUCACCGACCAAAAUGGCUGCCGUUCAAAAGCAGACAUUGCCUUCGUUUUCUUCCAUCAUUUCUGUUUUGUCUAUUGUGUUUUGCUGCGUUGGGUUUAGAAGAGUAGAACUUGAGAUGAACGAGCAGAGGAACAGAAUAAACGCUCUUGAAAACGUUGCAGAGGCCAAGCCGAAGUCAAACGACGCAGACAUGAAAAUCAAGAAUGCUCCUGAAACUCGAGCACUCCAUAAAAGCGGACGUCAAGUUGUAUCAACUAAGAACGCGUCAGCAACUGACAGCACAGCGGAAACGAUGCUCAAAAUCAACAAAAUCUUAUCAUCCGGGAGAUUGUACCUCUGUCAGUCCAAAGGUGUCACGUGCUCAUCAGGUCCUCCAGGCCCUCCCGGUCCACCUGGGACAAAAGGAGCCCGGGGAGAAAGGGGACACAGAGGAAGAACUGGAAACAAGGGAGAUCAAGGCAUUAUGGGAUCGCCAGGAAAGAGAGGCAAGCGAGGCAUUAUGGGACCUGCGGGGAUAAAGGGAGAGCCUGGAAUCAAAGGUGAGAAAGGAGAGAUAGGACCCGCAGGCAUGCCGGGAAGCAAAGGCGAGCCCGGCGAAUCGGUUUCAGCACCUGCUGCUGUUGUUUCUCCUGUGACGUUAACAGUGAACGAAGGUGGAUCAGCCUCGUUUCAGUGUUCAGCCAGCGGUAAUCCUGAGCCUGCAUUAGUGUGGAGUCAACUGAACAGUCAGUCAGAAAUCACUCAAUCAGCGGUUUCUGGAGGAAAGUUGCAGUUAAAACACGUGACCGUAAGUGACGCAGGCUUGUAUCAGUGUUCAGCAACAAACAUCCUGGGAUAUUCACGGAAAGUGGUCAGAUUAACAGUAAAUGGUCCUCCUCGUGUCGAUUUACAUCCGGGACCUUCUUACGUCAUCGAAGGAAGUAGCGUCACUUUACCUACCUGUCACGUGACCGCAUACCCAGCUCCUGUGGUCACCUGGAGGAAGUCAUCUGGUCAGUUACCCCAGGGGAGGGCGCAGUAUAACAACACUGCUUUACAAAUCUCAAAUGUCCGUAAAGUUGAUUCUGACGCUUACUUCUGUUCAGCAGUCAACCUUUUAGGAAAUGUUGAAAGAAAAACUCUAUUAGUUGUGGUUUCCCUUCCUGUGUUCACCGUUAAACCGCCUGGAAAGGUUUCAGUUGGUAUUGGCACUACUUUAGCUUUGAACUGCAGCGCCAUCGGUGAUCCACGACCAGUCAUUAGUUGGAAAAGACAGGGAGCUGUACUACCUGUGAGGAGGAGUCACAAGACAGACGAUGCGCUUGUCUUGAGAGAUUUGAAAAAAGAAGAUGUAGGGAACUACAUUUGUGUGGCUACAAUUGCAGGAGUGUUUGAUAUCGAAGCCAUAAGUUAUGUUGAAGUUUUAGCGCGAGCUAAAGAUUGUUCUGAACUGUUGAAAUCAGGCCAUACUCAGAGUGGAGUGUACUCUAUCAACCCAGACGGCACAGGACACUUCAGUGUCUACUGUGACAUGCGCACUGACGGUGGAGGCUGGACCGUGUUUCAACGAAGACAGGAUGGCUCGGUAGAGUUCUAUCGGGGAUGGGACGACUACAAAGCAGGCUUUGGUCAGCUGACUGCUGAGUUCUGGUUAGGAAAUGACAAUAUCCACAGGCUGACGGCCUCUAGACCCAGCUCGCUACGAGUGGAGCUAGAGGACUGGAACGGAGGUAAAGCGUACGCCAAAUAUGGCAAGUUCAACAUUGGUAAUGAACAGGUGCAGUAUCGACUUGAAGUAGGUUCAUAUUCAGGGACGGCGGGAGAGUCGUUAGGAUAUCAUAAUAACAUGGCGUUUACUACGAAAGACAGAGAUAAUGACAGACAUAGCAGUAUGAACUGUGCUGUAUCAUUUUCUGGUGCCUGGUGGUACGACGGUUGCCACUACUCCAAUCUAAACGGAAAAUACCUGGGAGACACAACUAGUUCCCAAGGUGUCAAUUGGUACCACUGGAAGAGUAAGUUUGUCUCACUCAAAUUUACUGAAAUGAAACUGAGGCCGUCAUCAUAAAAAAUAAUACCAGUUAAUUACACCUGAAGUUUUACAAUUAAUUUUGUUAUGUUAUACAAUUGUACUUAAGUCCAAAGUAAAUUUUUUCUGCUGUUUUUCAUUAACGCUCGGUCUUUCCCCUCCCCCCUCACCUUCCUCCAACUUUACGCUUGCUUUGUUUCUAAAUUUUUUGUGUCCGGCUACAAAGAAAAUGAAAACAGUCCGCGUAGACAAGUAACCAGUGAGAAUUUCUCGAUUCCCUUUUGAUUAUGGACUUUCGGUAUUGGAAAUUGUUGACAACUAUACUUCGUUAAAUAUUAACAUUAGUUUGGCUUCAAUGCAUGAUAAUUUCCCGCGAAACUAGAAUUGAAAACCCAAUUCUUCGUGAAAUAUGAUUUUGUAUUGUUUUAUCAUUUUGAGAGAGACCGACUCUGGGAGCCUUUUUCGUCCCCAAACCCCUGAAUCCUUUGUUUUACCAUAUUUCUUUGUCACGGCAGGACCCAGCGGCGAGGCUGGGCUAUUGUGGCAAGGCACAGGUGACUUUUAGUAAGUUUAGUUUGUGUUGUAUGAAACAUUUCAAACAAAAAGCCUGUAAGAAACUUGCAAAAGAUCAAGAAAAUGGACCAAAAACAGCAAUCAGCGCGUUACUGUCCGGCUAAGAGGCAUCGAAGGAAAGCCAGUGGAGAUAAAAAGUAUCACCUUCAACAGCAAAUGAAACAAUUCCGCUUGCCAUUGAUACUCUGUUUGCUUUUCCUCGAUCCUUCAAUGAAUUCAUAAGAAAAAGCUUAAAAAAGCGUAACUUUCACGGGAACAACUGUAGAAGAGGAGCUAAAGAAGAACCAACCUUGAUAGAUUGAUCGUUGCAUUUUUCCUUCAUUACAAAAAGAAGCGAGAAGCGAGUACCGUGGACGAUAUCAAAUCUAUUAGCUUUGUAGUAGGCUCCUGACAUGCCAGUCAAAUAGAAAUUAAUAAAUUUUCCAACAAGAAAGAGGAACGUUCCAGAAAGUUGUUUCAUAUUAGUCUCAUUCGACACUUUCUGCUCGCGUGAAGAUACGUCAAGGCAGGUAAAACUGUUUAGUAGGCAGUAGAAUUGUAAUAGGAUUUUCUGACGAUACAAUUUCCCUCGGCUCUUUUUUUUUUUCAUGGCCAGAAAUUCCGGACAUCGAGUCUGUUAAUUUUCGUGCGGCAUACGUCUAGCACACAUUUUAGUGGUGCAUACCGCUGUUCAGUACGGCGUACUUCGGGCUCAACGACAUUACAGAAAAAGUUGUUGUACAAAAAGACGUUGUUGGGCAUGUAAAUAACUGCUGACCGAAGUAAUUGCAUAAAAGUAAAAACUAGGGAAAAUUUUCUGCCUUUCAAACGAUGUCUUUUGGAGCAAAAUCGGACCAUUUGCAGCCGAAAUAUCGCCGUGCAAAGACAGCGGAUUUGGGGAUGUUAGCGUGGCUGUUUACGAGCUUGCUUUCCGUCAUUUUGCACGCUUUUUAAAACCAAAAAGCAGAGCGAAGAAAUCAGCAUCGCAGGUGAAAAUUGGUCAAAUAGUACAUCAUACGGUGCUUUUCGUCAAGCGAUCGCGGCACUUGGGAUAUCCUGAUUAUGUUGUCUGUUACAGAGGAUCAAAAUCUUCUUGGGAUGCAAAAAUGGGAUUUCAAGCCUCUGUUCUCUAGAGCAUUGUAUGGGCCAAGCUUCGAAAAUAAACAUCGAUGAAAAGCAGGGUCAGUAACAUUUGUUGAUGAAAACCAACUUAUCAGAAUAGCCGAGGAAACUUUCAAGAACUCUACCGGAUCGCGGCACUUGUUCCCGGUAAGCCAGAACGUGCUCUAUUUUAUUUUGUUUUAUUUCUGCCAUACAUUUCCUUUGAGUGUUUGGCGGCCAUAUUGUCAAGUAACCUCGCGAGUGCGCCGUUGCGAUGUCCGGAAUUUCUGGCCAUGGUUAAACGUGACAUGGCCAUCUUAUUUCUGAGAAGAGUAAAUUUUCCAUUUUCUUCUUUGUGAAAGGUGAUAUUCACUUCCCCUUCACCAACCUCUUUCUAAAAAAAAUGAUUUUUUUAAAAUAUUUUUUUUAUUUGAAAAAAGGUGCUUACGUCAUUUCAAAACUACAAUUCAAAUUUUGAGCCACUAAAGUAAGAAACAUUUCACUUUUAAGUGAAUGUAAGACUUAGCUUUGCCCCUGAUUGAAUAUCUGCCUAUUACCUAUAUUUGGUUGUUUUUAAGAAACCUGUAAAAAGGGAUUGUACACUGCAUAUAAUGUAUAUUUAACAAAUGAUAAACGCCAUAGCGUGUACUAUUGAGUUAUGGAUGCACGC